This is a messenger RNA of Gossypium arboreum, 2256 nucleotides long. RefSeq names its product putative clathrin assembly protein At1g03050. The record is from RefSeq and is a predicted model, not a curated record. Gene Ontology annotation, biological process: clathrin-dependent endocytosis; clathrin coat assembly; vesicle budding from membrane. Lineage: Eukaryota; Viridiplantae; Streptophyta; Magnoliopsida; Malvales; Malvaceae. Gene Ontology annotation, molecular function: clathrin heavy chain binding; 1-phosphatidylinositol binding; SNARE binding. The transcript has 3 exons. Gene Ontology annotation, cellular component: clathrin-coated vesicle; clathrin-coated pit. The coding region runs from base 320 to 2056 and encodes 578 amino acids.
UUGACAGAUAUGACUUUUAACGUUUGAUUUAAACCUAGAAACAAAUAAGAAAAAAAGAAAGGGAAAGAUAUAGUGAAAGAAGGGAGAGGAAAGUUUUCCAGGAGAAAGGAGACCCUAUUCUUCAAAGACAUAUUCCUCGUUUCUCUAACUUCCUUUCUUCUCUCUUUAUUCUCCCUUCAACAAUCGUUUUGUAAUAAUCUUUAUUCUCCCUUCAACAAUCGUUUUGUAAUAAAAACGAUUGUUGUAGGGGGGAUUUCUUUGACCCUUCAUUCAUAUUCUUACGUCCGACAGCCAACGAGGAAGGAACACGAAAUUCCCAAUGGCCCCAAGCAAGAUCAGAAGAGCCAUCGGUCAUGUGAAAGACCAAACCAGCAUAAGCCUGGCCAAAGUGGGCAGCAGCAGCUCAGUUUCCGACCUUGAAGUGGCCAUUGUCAAGGCAACAAGGCACGAAGAAUACCCAGCAGAGGAAAGACACAUUCAAGAAAUCCUGAGUUUAACCUCCUACUCGCGUGCCCACAUCAGCGCCUGUGUCAAAACCCUCUCCAAACGCCUCAACAAGACCCGCAACUGGACCGUCGCCCUCAAAACCCUCAUGCUUAUCCAACGCCUCCUCUCCGAAGGCGAUCCUGCCUAUGAACAAGAGAUUUUCUUCUCCACUCGCCGCGGGACUCGCAUCCUCAACAUGUCGGAUUUCCGCGACACUUCCCAAUCCAAUUCCUGGGAUUUCUCUGCCUUCGUGCGUACUUACGCGCUGUACCUGGAUGAAAGACUUGAAUACAUGAUGGAAGGCAGGUAUGGUGGAAGACGAAGCAUGUAUGGUUACAAUGAUGAAGAUCAUGAAGAUAACGAGGACUCCUCUGUUGUCCGAUCCAUACCUAUUGCUGAGUUGAAGAACGAGCAAUUGUUUCCAAAGUUAUUGCAUUUGCAACAGCUUCUCGACCGCUUCUUAGGAUGUCGUCCAAUAGGUUCAGCAAAGGACAACAGGGUGGUCAUCGUGGCUCUUCAUGCAAUAGUUAAAGAAAGUUUCCAAAUAUAUUACGACAUAACGGAAAUAUUAGGGGUUUUAAUCGAUCGUUUCAUGGAGCUUGAUAUCUCUGAUUCCAUAAAAAUCUACAAUAUAUUCUGCCGCGAAAGAAAACAGUUCGAUGACCUCGAAAAUUUCUACUCAUGGUGCAAGAGCAUCGGCAUUGCACGAUCUUAUGAUUAUCCCGAAAUCGAGAAAAUCACCCAGAAAAAGCUCGACCUUAUCGAUGAAUUUAUCCGCGAUAAAUCUGCAUUGGAACAAGGGAAGAAAAUUAGUGAUGAAUCGGGAUUCGUUAAAGAAACAGACUCAUGUGAAGAAGAAGAUAUGAACGCCGUUAAAUCGUUGCCAGAACCAGAGCCUGUUGAAAAGGAAGAACCAGAACCUGAGAAAGAAGAGGAAGUAGAUAAUUCGAAAGCUUUAGUUGUUGAACCAAAGGGUGAUCUAUUGGACCUCGCAGAGGACGCAAUAUCCAGUCAAGAUUACGGAGACAAAUUGGCGUUGGCUUUGUUUGAUGGUUAUGCACCAGCCGCUGUCGGUACUCCGUCAUCGGGUCCAGGAUGGGAAGCUUUCAUGGAUGAUGCUGAUUGGGAAUCAGCUUUGGUUCAAUCAGCGAGCAACUUAACCAAACAAAGAGCGACACUCGGUGGUGGGUUCGACAUAUUAUUGCUUGACAGCAUGUACCAACAGGGCAACACCAUGGCGGCCAUGGCUUCAUCGGGUUAUGCCGCCAGUGGAAGUACUAGCAGCUUUGCGUUUGGUUCAUUAGGAAGACCGGCGAUGCUUGCCUUACCGGCACCACCGUCAUCUAAAAACAUAGGAAACACCGUCGUUGAUCCGUUCUCGGCGUCUCUGACGGUGGAGCCGCCUUCGUAUGUGCAAAUGUCAGACAUAGAGAAGAAGCAGAGGUUUUUGGUGGAGGAGCAAGCGAUGUGGGAUCAAUACAGGAGGGAUGGAAUGCAAGGGUAUAGUUCAAUGUCGAAAGUACACAAUUACUCUUACAGCCCAGGGUACACGCCAUGGCAUGGUUAUUGAAGCUUUGGUUCAAUCGACCCAUUUAGAUUAGUUACCAUAGCGGUUAUUUAGUGAUCUAUAUUCGGAUAACAAAGCAUCAAUAGCGAAGAUGUGAAAAUUAAGAGAAAACAAAAAAAAAAAAAAGGUCUUUGAAGAUGUAAAAGUGUACCCUAUUCACUCCUUAUUUGAAUGACAUUUUACUUUUAUACUUGAUGGGCAAA